UAACAUUGAUCAGCUGAGGCAGUUUCAAACUGAAUGGCAGUUAAAAGAACGUUGUUAUUAAGCUCUAAAUAAUUUACAGUUUCUUCCAUUAUUAUUAUGUCAACGGAUUUACAUUUAUCAAUAUAAUCAAGCUAUACGUUCAACAUAUCCUUCUAUUUUUCAUCACAUUACAUCAUCAAAGGAUUGUCCCAUCAUCACUAUCAUUGUCUCUAGACACAUAAUGAUCAUCAGACCGAUUACCAGCAGUCAGACUUAAAUGAGGUUCAGAUUUAUCAACAUCACAUGAUUGGAUUCUAAUUCUUCCUCAAACAAUGAGAAAGCUAUUAGACAACAUUACAAUUUCAACGAGAUAAAACUCAAAGUAUCCGUUAACUGGUAACAACAAAUACUGACUUCAAUACUAUUUUCUUCACGCUGAUUAUUUUUUUAUUGUGCUGCUCAUUUCCUCAUCAUCAUUCUUGGCCUGUCAUUUUUCAAUUUCAUAUCGCUACAAGUCCACUUUCGUCUAACUGAGAUGGUAAACAAGGAUAAAUUGUACAAAAAAAUGGUUAAAAUAUGAAACAAAAAGAAAUCAUAAUUUCCACAAAAGAUGUCUUGACAACAGAAGUGUGCUUUAAUUUGGCUGGUAGCUGUGACCCAAUUUAUUUCCUUAUUUGUUCUGUUAAAUACUAAUUGAAGUGGAUUCAAUAUGAUCUUUGGUUAACAUUAACAGUCAAGUUGGAUGAACUAACAUAUUUACCUUUUCCAUGUGUUUCCACCUUCUUUUUUCUCCACCUCAACUGCAAAUUAUUUUUAUUCUCAGCUCUCAUCUUCAUUCUAAACUUGAAAUCAACAAGAAAUCAUCUUCACUGCAUGGAAGCAACCCUAAAUUUCGGAUUUAAUUAAUCUAAGCUUUGCUUAACAAAUUAUGUGAUUAACUUUGAACACAUCGAUUAUUUUCUCAACUCAACAUCUUACAAGACAAUCACCAUUGAAGACAUUCAAGCAUACCGUUUAUUUGUUGAACUUUUGUUGUUAUUUAACGUUAUUCUUAUUGUUAUCAGUGUACUUAUGAUUCGUGCAAUUAAACGACACCUCAAAAAGAUUAUUUGAUAUUCAAGUUAUCUGUUACCGCACAUGUUAACCCUGAAACUUUGAACAACUGAAACUUUAUGGAAUCACCAAAAACACCAAACAAAUCUCGGUCAUCCAACAUAUUCAAUCGGGUUUACAAGUUGACCAAUGAAACCAAUAUGUUUGCCAAACUAUUGUCACCCAAAUCAUCCAAACUAUCAAGAAAUGGCCUGUCCCGUCGUAAUAAACGCAAAGAUGAUAUUGAUGACCAAAGUCAUAACCCAAUUGAAGUUAGUAAUGCCAGUAACUUAUCAUCCUGCUAUUUACCAAUUGAUUCAAAGUUAACCGAUGAGAGUCAAGUUAUCCAAACCAAUUGUCCUGUUAAGUUGGGUCAGUGUAAAAAUAAUCGCAACAGUAACCGUCAAGUGAAAAAUAACAACAAUUAUAAUAAAAACAACAAUAACAAGAAUCAGUCAAAUAAUGAAAAUGAAAAUGAAAGUCACUCUGGUCAUCAUUGUUCAUCUUCAGUGUUAAUUGGUAAACGGGAAAAUGUUCAUCAUGAACAUGAGGAUGAGGUUCACCUUAUUGAAGAUGGCAAUAGGAAAAGUGAACUUGAUUCACAGAAUGAAACUCAUCUGGUUAAUGCAAGUGAAGCAAAUGGUGUUGAAGGAAAUGAUCAACCCAAUGAUUGUUGUCCAAUUGACAGUCCCGAUAACCUGUUAACAUCAACGCUAGUCAAUCAGGUUACUUUUAAACAAUACGAAUCUCUAUUGCCGAAAAAAGCCAUGAAAAAUGAAAAUAAUGGCCCACUUAAUAAUAAUCAGCUUGAUCACCUUCAAUCUUCAAACAGUUGCAACCACAAUAGCAGCAAUUUGAAAUCACAAAACGACCAUAUGAACUUGGAGACAUCUUUAGACAAUAGGAUUCACUCUUUUGAUCAUCAUGAAACCUCUACUGGUGAUUUUAAUGAUCCAUUGAGUAUUCUUCUUUUAGAAAGGAUUCGGUUACUGGAAGAAGAAAAUUCAAACUUAAUUGCUGAAAGUGAACAACAACGUAUUCAAUAUGAAAAAUGUCUCGAUGAUGUUGCUGCCAGUGUUGUUAAUGCAUUGUUAUCACAAAAGAAUCUUCGUCAAGAAUGUGUUCAAUUGCGACGACGUGUGCGAGAAUUGGAGCAACAGAAUCAAUUGAUAACCCUUGUCCUAGAAGAGCAAUUAGUGACUUCAAGCAAUAAAAGUAAAUCGGAUGCAACAUUGAUAAAUAAUUUCAACAAUAAUCACUUGAUUAAUAUCAAAAACAAAGAUACAUUAAACAAUGUUAAGACAUGUUCAAAAGAUUCAUCGAUUGUUAACAAUCAUCAAAUAUAUUUAACAACAAACGGAUCAUCGUUUUUGCCACUUUCAUCAUUAGGCGUUGGAAAGCUUAGUUCUGAUAAAUUGGAUGACAAUGGAAUAACAAAUGGUGAUGAUGAUUCUAAUAGACCUGCCAGAAAUGAUAAUUUAAAUUAUACUGAUAGUCAAACAAACGCAAUCAUCAACAGUGAAUAUAUUUCACCAUGUUCAUAUCUUUCAUCAACUUCCUCCUCCAACUCACUUCCAACAUCAUCCUCUUCCGGACUCUCUGAAAUGGCUCGACAAUUUGAGCAAGCCUUAUCCUCCUUGUUAACUGAUUCAACUUCACCCAAAGAAAUGGCAUAUCAACCAACAAAGGCACUAUCAUCAUCAUCGUCAUCCUCAACCUCUUCACCAUCUUCCUCGUCAAACAAAUUACCCAAAGAUUCUACUGUAUUGUAUUCCAAUGAGGCCAACUUUUCAAUAAAUACCGCAAAUGAAGUUCAAUCAAUAACAUUUGUGAAACCAGUUAACACCAGAGAAACCAUUAAAACUCGGAAAUCAUCGGUUGAGCAAAUCAAGAUGAAAAUGGACCAAGAAGCUGGCUUAAAAGGAAAGGAGAAAUACGUUCUUGUUAACGAUGAAGCCGGUUAUUGUUGGCGAACCUCAUCUGAUCGAAAUGAAGUUGAUAAAGAAAUUGAUGAUGUUGAUGGUGUCUCAGGGCCUAUUAACUGUUCAAACGGGUCAUCAACCGGAUUGAGACAAUUAACCAGACCAUCAAGAGAAAGUUUUUUAACCUCCCUCAAAAUGGAAAAAGAUUCAUCUCUUUAUCCAACCUCAAGUGAUUUUCAUUCUUUAUCGGUUAAUUCCAAUGGAGCUUCCAUUCUGCCUUCAUCUUCACCAUCAAUGUUUCCAUCAUCAUUAGGUCAAGGUCAAUCUAUUUCAUCACCAACAACAACAACAACAGAAACCGUCACAUCGAAUGAACCUGAAAAGUUAUCCAGAAAAAUUAGGGAGUCUUUUGAGUCUGAUUGUUGUCGAUCAAUGAAAAGACCUCACUAUUCAUUCAAUAAUAGGAAUCACAAUGUUGAAAGUUAUAAAGAAACAAGGUCUUCGCAAUAUUCCGGAAACUGUUUGCCCAUACAGAGCAUGAGCGAGAUAAACUCGAAGCUUGGUUACCAGUCCAAUAUAAUCGAUCGAAGUGGAGAGCAAAUCAGAAGAGAUGAUUUGAUAUCAAGUAAACCAAGAACAACAAUAACAGAAACAUCAACAUCAACAGCAGUAGCAAUAAAAACAAUAUCACCUUCAACUUCAGUUUCAUUAUUUGAUGAUAAGUUAAAAUUAUCCUCAACCAAUUUAAUUGAUUUAACCAAAUUAAAGUCAUCACCAUCUAAUCAAAUUUGUUCACUUGUUAACACUUCUCAAAAGAAGUCAUCUUCUAAUAUCAAUCUGGUUCAUAAUCUUACAUCAAUCCAUUCUUCCUCUUCAUCCUCUUCCUCCUCCUCAUCCUCUCUGCCUCCUUCUUCGUCUUUAAUCCAUUCCUCUACUUCAUCGUCACUUUCAUCAGCCUUGGCUGGAUCUCCGUUAUCAUCAUCAUCAUCAUGUUCAUCGCCCAAGAAAAUAUUGUUUGACCGUAAUGCCGAUAAUGCUGAGACAUCAAACCUUGAUUCUAGUCUAUUUCAAGUUAAUGCGAGAUCAAAUCAACAAGAAAAACGGAUUCUUUUCAUUUUGGCCUCCAAUCAGCCUAAUCCUUCCUCCAUCUCAUCGUCGUUGUCAUCUUUUUCUUCCGCCUCAUCAUCCUCGUCCUCAUUUUCAAUAGAGAAAAGCAGCUGUGAUAACAAGUCGAUUAAUAAACCAAUCAAUUUGGAACUACGAGCAUUAUCGAGUUCAUCAAGUGAUUCUAAAUCAAUUCCAUCACUGGAUAAAGAUAGUCCAAUAUCAGGUGAAAUUUCAUCUGAUGCUAAUGGAGAGCUUGGCAGUAAGGAUGAAGGUUAUUCAACAAUGUCCAGUGAUGUUCAAAGUGAUGCAACCUUAUCUGGGUCAUCGUUUAUUUCAAACAAUAACGCAAACGUCACCAUCAACAGCACAAACACCAUUUUCCCUGUUAAUCCAUCAAUCACUAAACAAUCAACUGAAAGCAACUCUGGUAAAACUAUUUUGAUUGAAAAGCAAAAUUUUACCACGAGUAAACCUUUACCAUUAUCAGCUCUCGUUUCAAAGCAAUCCUGUGAAACGGUUGAAAUAAGAUCAACAAUGGGAGUAAACGGAUCGACAACGCCAAUCCCAAUGAAAUUAUCAGCUGUUAACCCGAUUGUCGUAGGAUCUUGUCGACUUACAACUUUCAAGGAUCUUCCAGAAGAUUGUUUAAUUAAAUCAACAAUAUCAACCCAAAAUACCUCAUUCACCUCUUCCAAUGAUAAUUGUAAUAAUAAUAACACUAAAAUGGAUGUUUUACGAGAAGAAGAGGAUUGUAUAGAGAAAGACAAGAAUAAAUCCACCGAAGAUUAUAAUUUGAACAGUAAUUGUUCAAAAACAGCUACAAAUGGUAACAAAUCAUCUUGGUCAGAUAAUUGUGAGACGCAUAACCUAAACAGUUCACAAUUAACAAGACAACCUUAUAUGGAUAUUAUGCGUAAGUCAAAAAAGAGUAAUCAUCCUCAUAGAUAUACAUUUCCACCUACAUCAAAAGCCGUUACAGUUGAUGGUAUUGAAUGUACACCUUGUGUUGUCAGUGACUUUAAACCUUCAUUGCGAGCUGAUUUUAAAUCCAUAGGCUUUCUGUGUAACUCAUUAACCAAAAAAUCAACACAAUCCAUUGAUUCGAAUGGUUGGCCAAAGUCAAGGUUAAUUGAUACAACUGAGAAAGUUACUGAUUUUUGUGAUAAAGAUGGAUCAAUCUAUUUGAACCAUUGCAUUGUUACAAACAAUGAUGGUGUUGAUGAUGUAAAGAUGAAUAGUGAGAAAAGUUUAAAUGCAGUUGAUACUAAUGGUGAUAAAUUUGAUGAUAAAAUUGGUCAAACAAAUAUUAAGGCUGAACCUGUUCGAAGUAGAAGAUUAACAUCAUUCAAAGGUGAAAUGAUUAAAACGGAUGACAAGGAAUCUGAUUUAGAAACAGAUGAAAAGGGUUACAAUGAAAAUGGAAUAGUAACCUUUAAAGUUGGUAAACCUGGAUUCAAAAGGAAAUCGAUAAUAGUGGCUCAUUGUAAUCAUGUUAACAAACCUGGAAGCUCAACAUCAUUGUCAUCAUCUGCUGGAUCUCAUUCACUAAGUCGAUCUUAUUCAGAUUCACAAUUGUAUUCAGACUCUAAAGAUAAAAUAGCCUCCAUUGGAAAGAAACGGGCCACUCAUGAAACCACUUCUACCUGUAAACCAUCUGUUUUAAUACGUCGACGAGUUAAACGUGAGACAAGAGCUUGUAAUCAGUCUCUUCGAUGGUCAACUUUAUCAACUUCGAGCUCGGCUUUAUCUGAUGGUUUAGAAGCUCCUAUUUGUUAUGAAAGAAGGCGAUGUCGUCCUCGACCAACUGAUUUACCUGUUAAAUAUAUUUCCAGUGAUGAAAAUCAUUCGGCUGAUGAUGAAGAUAGCCAUGAAAAAUUUGUUUCUCGAUGGCUUCGUAAUGGAACUGGUGGACUUCGAUGGGACGAUUCAGAGGUUACUUGGAAAUUAAAUGAAUCACUUGACUGGCCUGAAUCUAUGGAUUACAUUUCUUCAAAGAAAGAUGACAACUUUGAAGAGAUUCCCCUGUUGGAUGAUGAAUCAGAUAAAAUUGAAAUUGUAACCAGUGUCUUACCCUGUUCUUCAAAAGCUGAGAUAGGUGAUAAUUCAUCUGACAUGGCUUCAUCUGUUCUAGAUGAUAAUUUGGUGCCUGAAACUAAUUUCAAUGGAGAUUUUUAUCGUCUUUGCUCUGUUGGAUCUAAAACGAGUUUACCUGAAGUGCCAGGUCUUUUAUCGUCAACAUCAUUCCCAUUAACAGAUGUUAAAGAACAAGAGAGUGUCCCUGAAAAUGAUAAUUUAUCAUCUUAUUCUGUGGUUAAAGAAAGUACUGAUGAUAUUGGUUUGAAUGAAAUUAAAAUCAUUCAAAAACAAUGCCUAGAUGCUAAUCAAGAUGAUGAAGAAAUUUUAGUUAUUACGACUGAUGUUGUUGAUCAUUCAGUUGAAUCAAGUGAUCAACAAAAAGAGUCAAUGAAACCUUCAUCAGAAUCAACAUCAUUAACAUCUCAGCUUCCAGUCAAGUCUUUACACCAUUCAUUGGCCAUAAAAACGGAAUCAAAGGAACAAGAAAAACCUAACAAUGAAUUGUUAGAAAGUAAAACUGAUGAUAAAAUUGUCAUCAUAAAUCAUAUUCCAAUCAAUCCUUCAACGACAAAAAGCUCAUCCUGCACUUCAACUACAACUUCAAUCACCUCACCAACCAAAAGUCUUUCUCCCUGUUCAUCAAAUUUCUCUCUCAAAUCAAGCAAUUCUGGACAAUCUUCUUCUACUGAUAAAUGCAGACAAACAAAAUCUACAAUCAAUCCAAGUACGGGCUUAAAGGAAAAGAAACCUCUGAAGACGUUUAAAUCGCCGGUCAAAGAAUCAACAGCGAUAAUUGUUACUAACAAAAACAAGGAAAACCAAGAAGAAAAUGUUAAAGAGCGAUCAACUCUUCGUGACUGCAAUAGAACUGAACGAAGCUCAGAAAAGGGUUCAGAAAAUGCUUCUCUCUCUUCAUCGUCUCAAACGCGACCAAUCCCAUCUUUAAUCAAAUCUCAUUCAUCCAAUUACGCAAAAUUAUCUUCAGCAACACGAAUUCCAUUACCUAAACAAAGUAACUCUUUGGAUCAGAUUAAAACAGUUAAGGAUGUUAAAUUAAGGCAUGACACAACUGAAAUCGGUGAACGUAUGAGUACAAAAAAUUUAAUCGCUAAAUUUUCCGCAAACUCUAAAAAACCAACCAAACAAGAGCUAACCAAAAGCUCAAUCAAUAAUAGUAAAAUAAAUAAUUCUGAUUCAAAUUCAACUGGACUGAUUUCUGCAAAUAGCAGCAAAAAUGAGGAAAAGUCUGAAAAAGUCAAAGAAUAUAUUAAAACUGUGGAAACUAAAAGACUAAGGAGUGAAAAGAGUUAUAAUGCAUCACGAAAAGCAACCGAUGUUCCUGCAAACGAAUUGAAAUCACCAACAGCUCCAAGUGUCGAAGAAUUUGAAAGGCGACUUUCCGAGGAUAAACAGAUGGCUGAAAAGAUUAAGGAAUUUUAUUCUCUAUUUGAAGAAAGACAAUCAUUUAAUGUUGAAUGCUCAUCAAAUAAGAGUAAGGUUAAUAAUAGUGAUAAGCCAAUAUUGGAAAGUAUUCAAUGUAAAUUAAAUUAUCCGAAAGCUAUUUUAAGACGUCCUAAAGGAGAACCUUCAAAGACUUCGAAAGAAGGUCAUGAAACAUCCUGGGUUCAUGUAAGUGGUUUCAGUGUUGGUAAAUCGGAAAAUUAUGUGGAAAAGCCAACGUCAUCAUCAUCAACAGUCAUCAAUGUUAAUAAAAAUUCGACUAGUAAAUUGAGUUCAGACUCAUGCUCAAGUGAGGAUGAAGCUAAUUUCAAUUUUAAUGGGAAGAGAAGAUCAUCUUUUCAUCAGCGUCUUUUAGCUCUUCACCGGUCUAGAAGACAACGAAAACGAGCAUCUGGUCGUUAUAUGGGUAUGGGAUUUUUGCCCAGGAUAAGAGCAUCUAUCGUGGACAGGCUUGAUUUUUACCACAGAUUCGGUGAAAAAGAGCAAAAAGCUUUAUCAUCAUUCAACUUUCUCAAUGAAUUCUCGAUUUCGCCUUUAUCUUCAUCGUCAUCUUCACCAGUCAUUGAAUGUUUUGAGAAAUUUGCUGAAGAACAGAAACUAUUGAUUCGUUGUUAUUUAAAUUCAUUUUCACAAUUAUCUCAAUCAUCAUCACUACCAGCAUCAUGUUCACCACCAUUCACAUCUAAAUGGCCUCAAUCACCCUCAUCAUCAUCAUUGAAAUGUUCACCUUCUCGGCAUCAACCAUCUGUAGCUGAACACACAAAUUAUAUCAAUGAUUCUGACUUGAACAGGAAGACCAUUGGAACUGAUUAUGUUGAUCUAAUUACUCCAAAUAGUUUUGUCUAAAGCCAGAAAUGGAUUAUUAUUGUAGCCAUGAAGACGAUUAUUUUUUUUCUCUGUUAUUAACCGCAACAGAUAAUCAACAUUUACUGAAAAAUGGUUUCUUUUAGUUUUAUUAUGAAGAAACUCAUUGUAAAAGAAUCAAAGCAAAGUUAGAAUUGAUAAUCACCAAAGGAAAUUGGUACCAAUAGAAAGAUGCUUAGAAUGAAAUAUCAUUGUCUGAAUUUGAUAACAGACUAAUGUUAUUCCAAUCGAUAUAUAUCAUGAUGAAUCAUAUUUUAAAUUAAUUGGAGGCAAAAGCGAAAAAAAAUUGUAACAAAAUUACUUUUUUGGUUGAAAAAAAUCAAUUGUAUCGAAACUGGUAACAUAUUUAUCAUGUGCGUUCCUAUUUGUGAUGUAUUAUUAGGAGUUGAUGAUGAAAGUAACCCAAGUAAAUUGUACAUUUAUAGCCUUCUCAUUUCAAUCUCAUCAUCCUAAUAAGCUAUCCAAUGAAUUAUUACUAGAUGGUGAUAAAAAGCUGGACAAAAUCUAUAAAUUGAAAUGAAAUAAAUAUAAAUAUUUAAUUGUUUA
Tetranychus urticae (two-spotted spider mite) is the source of this 9047-nucleotide messenger RNA. RefSeq lists its product as uncharacterized. Lineage: Eukaryota; Metazoa; Arthropoda; Arachnida; Trombidiformes; Tetranychidae. The record is from RefSeq and is a predicted model, not a curated record.